Messenger RNA from Lottia gigantea (owl limpet), 612 nucleotides. RefSeq lists its product as hypothetical. The coding region runs from base 1 to 612 and encodes 203 amino acids. Gene Ontology annotation, molecular function: nucleotide binding; DNA-directed DNA polymerase activity; DNA binding. The record is from RefSeq and is a predicted model, not a curated record. Gene Ontology annotation, biological process: DNA replication. The transcript has a single exon. Lineage: Eukaryota; Metazoa; Mollusca; Gastropoda; Lottiidae.
AUGUCGGAUUUAGACAGUGAAUAUCCGAGAGCGGAAAGUGGAAGACCGUUUCUACCAGAAGAAGAAAAAGAAUUUGUAAAACUCUUCAAUAAACAAAAAUUCAGACCUAGAACAGCUAUUUUAACAGUGUGGUUUGACUAUCCCAAAAACAUGUUCUUCCAACCGAUACCAGCUAAAGAUAAAAUCACUUUCACGAAUAAAGAAGGUAAAAAGGAAACUGGUAACAAAAUCAGGCUCAGAAAUGGUUUCUGUCACGACGUUUUAACAUCGGUCGAUAUUCAAGAAAUAGUGAAAGCCGGUGGACGAAUUAUUAGAAUAUUAGAUAGUAUAGUUUACGAAGAAAAUUUUAAAACUCCACCCUAUAGAGAUUAUAUUUUAAUUUUGAGAGAUUUAAGAAAUAAAUAUAAACGAGAAGGUAAUAUCGUGGGUAGUAAUUGCAUGAAAUUAUUAGGUAAUUCCUUGUAUGGUAAAUCAAUUCAGAAAGAUAUAUUCACAACUAGACAUUUAUGGAAUGAAGCAACUUUACAGGCCAACUUUGAUUCACGCGUUAAAACCUAUGAGAAAAUUAAUGAUACUCAAUAUAUUGUUGAAACGGAAAUUGAAGAAAAAUAG